AUGCGGACCAUCCUCCUCUUUGGCAAGGUGGCACAGGGCGCAUUGCCGCCCGACAGCUUGUCGGCGACGGCGGCAAGCAAGGAGUCUAGCGUGGUGAGCCCCCCCCCCCCCCGGCCGACUACGCCGGCCUCACGGCCAUCGCCAAAAUUGCCCGACACUGCAAACUGGGCGCCAUCCGCAGCAACUGAUGAUGAGCUUGACCUCAAUGCGUCCCCAGCAACAACACUAAGCCUGCCGACGAAGGUGCCCCGCCCUUUCCUUGCCUCUUCUUUUGAGAGCGGCUGUAACCUGUUCGGUGAUAUGCCCGAACGGGCCGUUGAUCCCGCCGACCCGAAUUACUUCAACGAGUCGUCCCAGUUCAUAGAGGACCUCAUUGGCCAAGAGGCCCCGACGUAUGAGGAGGAAGUUGACGAGCAAUGGGUUGAUGAAACGCAAGAGGGGGUCAGCAUUGACAUCGAGCCGCUAUACACCGACGCCGGCACCGAUGCCGGCAAGGACGCGCCCCGGUGUCAAAAGAAGGGCACAAGCAAGAGGAUGCAGGCGUACGCCGAGUGCGAGGACAAGCAGCUAUGCGAGGCCGGGCUAGAAAUGAGACAAGAUCCAAUUUGCGGGGCCGAGCAAAAAGGCACCGUGUAUUGGAAGCGUAUCUAUGAUUUCUUCCAUGAGCAUCGCCUCUUGCCCCCGUACAGCUUCAUGAGCGACUGGGGAGAGGUUUCCCUUCAAAAGAGAUGGGGCCUCAUCCAGUCCGAAUGCAACAAGUUCGCGGGUGCGCAUGAUCACGUGAAGGCGAGGCCGGUCAGCGGCGUCGGCGUCGGCGACGGCGACAUGAUCCUCAAGGAGGCUCCGAAGUGGCAAGAGGUUUAUUUGGCCACCAAGAAGAGCCCUGACGAUGGGAAGAAGCGUGACUGCAGCGUCAUCAACCUCGAGGCCUCCGGCCACACCGAGGCAGCAACCCGGGCCGUCCGACCUUGGGGGAGAACCAACUCCAAGUUAGAUGCCAAACGUGAGGCCUCCAACCUCUCUUUCGAAGAGACGCUCAAGAAGAUGUGGUCCAAGAAGGACGCCGUGAAGGAGAAGAUGCUUCAACAAAUGGAGGAGCAAAUGAAGGAAUUUCUCGACGUGCAAAAGAGGAAGCUCGCCAUCAAGGAGGCCAAUGCGGUGGCGACCAAAACUGCGGCUGCGGCCACUAUGCUCGCUGAGGAUACAAGGAUCAUGACGGCGGACUUGAGCCUCAUGGACCCUCCCACGCAAGCUUGGUUCGAGGCCAAGAGGAAGAUCAUAGAAGAACGCGAUGCGCCAACUGAAGGGCAUUUCGAUUCCUAA
Brachypodium distachyon (stiff brome) is the source of this 1323-nucleotide messenger RNA. RefSeq lists its product as uncharacterized. The record is from RefSeq and is a predicted model, not a curated record. Bases 1 to 1323 code for a protein of 440 amino acids. Lineage: Eukaryota; Viridiplantae; Streptophyta; Magnoliopsida; Poales; Poaceae. The transcript has 2 exons.